Messenger RNA from Peniophora sp. CBMAI 1063, 606 nucleotides. Lineage: Eukaryota; Fungi; Basidiomycota; Agaricomycetes; Russulales; Peniophoraceae. The record is from the annotation of a GenBank genome assembly.
AUGGUCCGCUCUACCAUUAUUGUACGCGCGUCGGACGCGCUACCACUCGCGGCCAGUGUCGACGACGAGCAGACCGAACAGAAGCUGUCCGAGCAGAAACAGCAAGCCAAGCUUAUAUUCCGCCGCAUAACACCCCAAUCCGAGUCGAAACUCUCCAUUGAGAGCGGGGCGUAUACACUCCACUAUCUCAUCGCAAACAAUGUCGUAUAUUUGACUAUCGCCGAAAAAUCGUACCCUCGGAAACUUGCUUUCUCGUAUCUGGACGAGCUCUCGAAGGAGUUCUACGGGUCAUAUGGCGCGAAGGUUGAGGAGACAAGGAAACCAUAUGCGUUCGUGAGCUUUGACACCUUCAUGUCGAAGACCGCGCGGCUAUACAGCGAUACUCGGACAGCAAAUGCGGCAGGAGGCUCUGGCCUUGACAGGCUGAAUGACGACUUGCAAGACGUGACGAGGAUCAUGACGAAGAACAUGGAGGAGCUUCUUUGGAGAGGGGACUCUCUGGACCGCAUGUCGCACCUAUCAACUUCUCUGCGCGCGGAGUCCGAGAAGUACCGGAAGGCGGCCCGCAACAUCAAUGUGAACGCCAUGAUUCGGCAGCUUUGGUAG